CCACAGAGUAUAAAGCGCGAGACGAUUAUUUUAUGAUCUCAGUUAUGCACCGCCUGUUAACUUCCACGCACACAAUGAAAUCCUUCGUAGCUCUUUUCAUCGUCGUGACCGCCGUCGCCGUCAACGCCGUCCCUGUAGAGAAAGACGCCGCAAUUCUCAAACAAGACGUCGAAGUCCAACCACAAAACUACGCAAUUGAGACCAGGGAUGAUAUGAAAGGACAAGACUCCGGUUAUGUCAAAAACGUAGGAGCGGGUGAACAUCCUUCCGUUACUCCUGCACCUCAGCCAAUGCCAUACUACAUCAUCCCGGUAACUGACUACAUCAAGCCUCCUGAAAAAAAGAUCCCAGUUCUCAAGGAGUAAUUACGCUUAGGAUAUUACAAUAAGUACGUUACUUCUAGUCGAGAAUUUAUAACGGAGCAGUAAAAGUUCUUAUCCA
This is a messenger RNA of Melitaea cinxia (Glanville fritillary), 441 nucleotides long. RefSeq lists its product as uncharacterized. Bases 33 to 365 code for a protein of 110 amino acids. Lineage: Eukaryota; Metazoa; Arthropoda; Insecta; Lepidoptera; Nymphalidae. The record is from RefSeq and is a predicted model, not a curated record. The transcript is spliced from 3 exons.